Messenger RNA from Acanthochromis polyacanthus (spiny chromis), 2077 nucleotides. RefSeq lists its product as uncharacterized. NCBI's taxonomy places the organism in Eukaryota, Metazoa, Chordata, Actinopteri, Pomacentridae. The record is from RefSeq and is a predicted model, not a curated record. The transcript is spliced from 6 exons. The coding region runs from base 126 to 1973 and encodes 615 amino acids.
UGUUCUCCUUUAUACAGGUGUGUGUUCUCCUAUUUACAGGUGUGUGUUCUCCUUUAUACAGGUGUGUGUUCUCCUAUUUACAGGUGUGUGUUCUCCUUUAUACAGGUGUGUGUUCUCCUAUUUAAAUGUGUGUGUUCUCCUUUAUACAGGUGUGUGUUCUCCUAUUUACAGGUGUGUGUUCUCCUUUUUACAGGUGUGUGUUCUCCUAUUUACAAGUGUGUGUUCUCCUUUAUACAGGUGUGUGUUCUCCUACAUACAGGUGUGUGUUCUCCUAUUUACAGGUGUGUGUUCUCCUAUAUACAGGUGUGUGUUCUCCUAUUUACAGGUGUGUGUUCUCCUAUAUACAGGUGUGUGUUCUCCUACAUACAGGUGUGUGUUCUCCUUUUUACAGGUGUGUGUUCUCCUAUUUACAGGUGUGUGUUCUCCUAUUUACAGGUGUGUGUUCUCCUUUAUACAGGUGUGUGUUCUCCUAUUUAAAGGUGUGUGUUCUCCUUUAUACAGGUGUGUGUUCUCCUAUUUACAGGUGUGUGUUCUCCUAUUUACAGGUGUGUGUUCUCCUAUUUACAGGUGUGUGUUCUCCUUUAUACAGGUGUGUGUUCUCCUUUAUACAGGUGUGUGUUCUCCUUUAUACAGGUGUGUGUUCUCCUAUUUACAGGUGUGUGUUCUCCUUUAUACAGGUGUGUGUUCUCCUUUAUACAGGUGUGUGUUCUCCUAUUUACAGGUGUGUGUUCUCCUUUAUACAGGUGUGUGUUCUCCUAUUUACAGGUGUGUGUUCUCCUAUUUACAGGUGUGUGUUCUCCUUUAUACAGGUGUGUGUUCUCCUAUUUACAGGUGUGUGUUCUCCUAUUUACAGGUGUGUGUUCUCCUAUAUACAGGUGUGUGUUCUCCUAUUUACAGGUGUGUGUUCUCCUAUAUACAGGUGUGUGUUCUCCUUUAUACAGGUGUGUGUUCUCCUAUUUACAGGUGUGUGUUCUCCUUUAUACAGGUGUGUGUUCUCCUAUUUACAGGUGUGUGUUCUCCUUUAUACAGGUGUGUGUUCUCCUUUAUACAGGUGUGUGUUCUCCUAUUUACAGGUGUGUGUUCUCCUAUUUACAGGUGUGUGUUCUCCUAUUUACAGGUGUGUGUUCUCCUAUUUACAGGUGUGUGUUCUCCUUUAUACAGGUGUGUGUUCUCCUAUAUACAGGUGUGUGUUCUCCUAUUUACAGGUGUGUGUUCUCCUACAUACAGGUGUGUGUUCUCCUAUUUACAGGUGUGUGUUCUCCUAUAUACAGGUGUGUGUUCUCCUAUUUACAGGUGUGUGUUCUCCUAUAUACAGGUGUGUGUUCUCCUAUUUACAGGUGUGUGUUCUCCUAUUUACAGGUGUGUGUUCUCCUAUAUACAGGUGUGUGUUCUCCUUUAUACAGGUGUGUGUUGUCCUUUAUACAGGUGUGUGUUCUCUUUUAUACAGGUGUGUGUUCUCCUAUUUACAGGUGUGUGUUCUCCUAUAUACAGGUGUGUGUUCUCCUUUAUACAGGUGUGUGUUCUCCUAUUUACAGGUGUGUGUUCUCCUUUAUACAGGUGUGUGUUCUCCUAUUUACAGGUGUGUGUUCUCCUUUAUACAGGUGUGUGUUCUCCUAUUUACAGGUGUGUGUUCUCCUUUAUACAGGUGUGUGUUCUCCUAUUUACAGGUGUGUGUUCUCUUUUAUACAGGUGUGUGUUCUCCUAUUUACAGGUGUGUGUUCUCCUAUAUACAGGUGUGUGUUCUCCUUUAUACAGGUGUGUGUUCUCCUUUAUACAGGUGUGUGUUCUCCUAUUUACAGGUGUGUGUUCUCCUUUAUACAGGUGUGUGUUCUCCUUUAUACAGGUGUGUGUUCUCCUAUUUACAGGUGUGUGUUCUCUUUUAUACAGGUGUGUGUUCUCCUUUUUACAGGUGUGUGUUCUCCUAUUUACAGGUGUGUGUUCUCCUAUUUACAGGUGUGUGUUCUCCUAUUUAAAGGUGUGUGUUCUCCUUUUUACAGGUGUGUGUUCUCCUAUUUACAGGUGUGUGUUCUCCUAUUUAAAGGUGUGUGUUCUCCUUUUUACAGGUGUGUGUUCUCCU